Molecule: messenger RNA, 3479 nt
Organism: Lolium rigidum
Lineage: Eukaryota; Viridiplantae; Streptophyta; Magnoliopsida; Poales; Poaceae
Product: receptor-like protein 13
Exons: 6
Coding region: 152-3190 (1012 amino acids)
Molecular function (GO): protein binding
Source: RefSeq, a predicted model, not a curated record
UGUGUCCAUAUCUAUAUUUGGUAUGAAGCUAGCGAAAGAUCUUCAAACCACUCGCCAUUUUUAUCUCGAAGUGUAGCUACCUACAGCCCAAGGUAGGUACAGGUAGCGUAUAUGCGCACAGGCAGGAGAAGGGAAAGCUUAUCAUCUGCAGAUGGGUAGCUGCUGCUCACCGUGGGGAUCAUUCUCUUUGGUUCUACUUCUAUUGUCACAGUACAUGCUUCACUUUUCCGUUGGCUGCCCAGUGGAGGAGAGAGCUGCCCUACUGGAAAUCCAGUCUUCUCUGAUGAGAGCGCGCUCCCUGGAGGUGCCCGAUUCAUGGGGGAAGGAUGGCGAUGACUGCUGCUCGUGGGUCCGUGUGAAAUGUGACAAUAGCACUCAACGGGUGUCUCAUCUUGACCUUCGCUCUGUAUAUAUAAUCACAGAUACAGAUAGCCAUUGGUAUUUAAACUCGACUGUGUUUUCUGUAUUUCAUGAGCUUCAGUACCUGGAUCUAUCAGGCAGUUACACCUUUUCGUUAACCUUGGAAGGAUUAGUUGGGCUAGCUAAGCUUCGAUAUCUGGACCUGAGUGGAAUUUGGUUGGGAGAGAGUUUCCCAGAAUUUAUCACCAAAUUUGCUUCACUGGAAGUCUUAGCUCUCAACUAUAACGACAUGCACAUAGGUCUUCUGGGUGCAGCGAUUGAAAAUCUUAUGAACUUGCGACAAUUGAAUAUGUCUGGGAAUAGCUUCAGUGGAGACCUCCCUGCAUCGCUGUUUGCACUUCCUCGCCUAAAGAUCCUAGAUCUCUCGUAUAAUAACUUUGGUGGGCAUAUUCCAAUAAGUUCAUCCUCCGGACCAAUUUCACUUGAAGUAUUAGACCUCAGAUAUAAUAAUCUCAGUGGAAUUCUCCCGUUUACAGCCUUUAAAAACAUAAGGGAAUUGAAUCUGCGUGGCAACCAAUUCAGUGGAUCUCUCCCUGCGUCAUUAUUUGCACUUCCUCAUCUGAAGUUCCUAGAUCUUUCAAACAAUAAUUUUCAUGGAUAUUUUCCUAUUAAUUUGGCGUCGGAACCAAUUCCACUUGAAGUAUUACAUCUCGAGGGUAACAAGUUGAGUGAAGCUCUUCAGAAUGGACAAGCAUUUGAAAUUCUCAAGAACCUGCGAGAGUUGUAUUUGAGUUCCAACCAAUUCAGCGGAAACAUUCCAACAUUCUUAUUUUCACUUCCACAUAUUGAGCAGUUGGACCUCUCGAGGAAUUUCUUCAGAGGAGAAAUUCCAAUAAACCCAUCUUCGAAUCUUCCAUUGUCGCUUAAGAGUCUUCGGUUCUCUGAAAACAAUUUGAGUGGUAGACUUUCUCUCUUUUGGUUUGGAAACCUCACAAAACUAGAAGAGAUGAACCUUUCAGGCAAUGCAAAUCUAAUUGUUGAUGUCAAUAUUCCUGGAUGGACCCCUAGGUUCCAAUUGAAAGUGCUAUUGCUCUCUGGUUGUGAGCUUGAUAGGAGCAUUAUUGCCGACCCACAUUUUUUACGUACACAGCGUCAUUUAGAGGUGCUUGAUUUGUCCGACAAUAGCUUGUCAGGUGGCAUGCCGAAUUGGUUGUUUACCAAGGAAGCAACACUCCAGGUUCUAAAUCUUGGAAAUAACUCAUUAACUGGAUCGCUAGACACAAUAUUGCAUACCCAACCAUUUCUCUACAGUAUCAAAAUACACAUGAACCAAGCCACAGGACAACUUCCAGCCAACAUCGACUCAUUGUUUCCACGUUUGGGUGUUCUAGAUAUUUCUACCAACAACAUCAUCGGCCACAUACCACAGUCAUUGUGUGAGAUCAUCUACCUGCCAUCUUUGGACCUGUCGAACAACAAACUUUCUGGGGAAGUUCCGGCUUGUAUGUUCACUAACUAUGGAUGGCUAUCGCAAUUGAAGUUCUCAAACAACAAGCUUGGUGGUCCGAUUUUUGGUGGGAUAAGUAAUAUGUCCAAUAUAGAUGAAUUGUACCUGGACGGGAACAACUUUGAAGGGACAAUACCUCAUGGUUUGUCAGGUGUUUUAAAAGUCAUGGAUUUACAUGAUAACAAGCUGUCUGGCAAGCUUGAUAAUUCAUUAUGGAAUCUAUCUUCUUUGGUAGUCCUGAAUCUUGCUAGCAACCUUAUUACCGGCAUAAUUCAUCCACAAAUUUGUGACUUGAAGGGGAUUCGACUUUUAGAUCUAUCGAGCAACAACCUUACAGGGUCUGUACCAAAUUGUAUCUUUAUAGAGCUCAAUUUUCUUAACCUGUCUGGGAACUCAUUAUCUGGCGAUAUCUCUUUCCCUUUUUUCAACACAUCAAGUCUGCUUGCUUUGGAUAUCAGACACAAUCAGUUCAUGGGAAACCUCCAUUGGGUACAUUAUCUUUACAACAUUAGGCUACUUUCAUUGGGCGGAAAUAAGUUUGAAGGGCAGAUUACUCCAAAAGUGUGCAAACUCAUGUACUUGAGGAUAAUUGAUUUGUCCCAUAACAAGAUUUCAGGUUCACUGCCAGCAUGUAUUGGUGAUAUCUCUUUCAAAGGUGGUACAGACGAUCAAAUAUUUGAGUCAGCCUAUGGAUUUCUGUAUAACGGCUCUUCAUAUGACUUAAGAGGCUUCACCUUUGCCACCAAAGGUAAUCUCUACACAUACAGUCGGAAUUUCUUCGAUUCGAUGUCUGGCAUCGACCUAUCUGCAAACAUGCUGGUUGGAGAAAUUCCUUGGGAGCUAGGACAUCUAAGCCAUAUCAAAUCCCUUAAUCUGUCAUACAAUUCCUUUGUUGGCCCAAUACCAGCAACCUUGGGUGGUAUGAAGGAGAUAGAGAGCUUGGACCUCUCCCACAAUGAGUUGAGCGGACUGAUACCUCAACAGUUAACCCAGUUAUCAGCAUUAGGGGUCUUCUCGGUGGCACACAACAACUUGUCAGGAUGCAUACCGAACUCUGGUCAGCUCGGGUUGUUCGGCGUGGAGAGCUACCUAGCAAACACCAACCUUCACAAGAUUACACAAGGCAACAUGUGCACUGCUCCUGGUCCAGAUCCAGUGCCAGAGGAAGAUGCGGGAGAGAUGCAUGGUGACCCAGUUCUAUACGUGAUCACGGCUGCCGCGUUUGUAUUGGCAUUUUGGGCCACCGUUGGGUUCUCAUUUUUCCACUCGUAUGGAAGGUCUGUAGUGCUCAAGCUGUACUCUGUCGAAAGGAAAAAUUGGUAGUCAUGUAUGUACUCCAUGUGUGAGUAUACAUCCACAGAACUUAUUGAAAUUUCAUUCUGGAUGUGUAUUGUAAAAUAUGGACAUUUCGUUGGUUAUAUUUCUACACAUACCGUCCAAGUUCCGUAUUUUCAGAGUAUUUCCGUAGUACCACUUUGUAUUAUUUUCUUAUGAAGAACGUAUCAGAGUGUACUUGAUUAAACAAAGUCAGAACUACCUGGCGCGGGCCUUCUUUUUAAAUCCUGCAACUGCUGGGUUGUACUCAAAUAAACUUUUAAUUAGAUUGAUUCAU